Molecule: messenger RNA, 2394 nt
Organism: Engraulis encrasicolus (European anchovy)
Lineage: Eukaryota; Metazoa; Chordata; Actinopteri; Clupeiformes; Engraulidae
Gene: tph1a
Product: tryptophan hydroxylase 1 (tryptophan 5-monooxygenase) a
Exons: 11
Coding region: 1-1461 (486 amino acids)
Biological process (GO): aromatic amino acid metabolic process; serotonin biosynthetic process
Cellular component (GO): neuron projection
Molecular function (GO): iron ion binding; tryptophan 5-monooxygenase activity
Source: RefSeq, a predicted model, not a curated record
AUGUACUCGAACAAAAGUGAGCUGCCACGCAGAGGGCGAUCUUUUGACUCCAUCAACAUUGGCUUGUCUUUUGAGGAGAAGCAACUGAACAAUGAGAUGAACAAGGCAGCUUUCCCAAAGAUCGAUGAGAACAAAGACAACAAAACGGAUAACAAGACUGCGUCGACAGAGAAAGGACGUGCAGCUAUAGUUUUCUCCCUGAAGAAUGAAGUUGGAGGCCUGGUAAAGGCACUGAAACUUUUUCAGGAAAACCACGUGAACCUCGUGCACAUAGAAUCCCGAAAGUCAAGGAGGCGGAACUCUGAGUUCGACAUCUUCGUCGACUGCGACAGCAACCACGAGCAGCUUAAUGAGAUCAUUCAGUUACUUAGAAAGCACGUGAACGUUGUGGACAUGGAUAACUCCACCUUGAUCGAAGAAGAUGUGGAUAUGGAGAAUGUUCCGUGGUUUCCAAAGAAGAUCUCUGACUUGGACCUGUGUGCUAACCGUGUGCUGAUGUAUGGCUCUGACUUGGACGCAGACCACCCGGGCUUCAAAGAUAAUGUAUACAGGAAGAGAAGAAAGUAUUUCGCAGAUUUGGCCAUGAGCUACAAACACGGGGAUCCCAUCCCUCGUAUCGAGUUCACAGACGAAGAAGUGCGGACGUGGAGUGUUGUGUUUCGGGAGCUAAAUAAACUGUACCCUACCCAUGCCUGCCGCGAAUAUCUGAAGAACCUGCCGCUGCUCACCAAGCACUGCCAGUACAGAGAGGACAACAUCCCUCAGCUGGAGGAUGUGUCGCGCUUCCUCAGAGAGCGCACUGGCUUCACCAUCAGGCCUGUGGCAGGCUACCUCUCCCCAAGGGACUUCCUGGCAGGGCUGGCCUUCCGGGUGUUUCACUGUACGCAGUACGUCAGGCACAGCUCGGACCCGCUGUACACUCCAGAGCCGGACACGUGUCAUGAGCUGAUGGGCCACGUGCCCCUGCUGGCUGAGCCCAGCUUCGCCCAGUUCUCCCAGGAACUCGGACUGGCCUCGCUAGGAGCCUCCGACGACUCUGUGCAGAAACUUGCCACCUGCUAUUUCUUCACAGUGGAGUUCGGUCUGUGCAAGCAGGAGGGAAAGCUGAGAGCCUAUGGAGCCGGUUUACUGUCCUCCAUCAGCGAGCUUCAGCACGCCCUCUCAGGCAACGCACGGAUAAUGCCCUUUGACCCCAUCACCACGUCCAAACAGGAGUGUCUGAUCACCACCUUCCAGGAAGUAUACUUUGCAUCAGACAGCUUCGAGGAAGCCAAGGUUAAAAUGAGGGAGUUUGCGAAGACCAUCAAGCGUCCGUUCACGGUGCGCUACAACCCCUACACACAGAGCGUGGACGUGCUGAAGGACACCCUUAGCAUCAACAGCGUGGUGGAGGAGCUCAGACACGAGCUGGACAUAGUGGGCGACGCCCUCAGCCGACUCAACAAGAAGCUGGGAGUGUGACUGCAGCCAGAGGCCUCAGGCCAGAGCUGGGGAGUGGGUGAAAAAAACAGAGGGAUUGAGUGAAAAGAACAGCAGUGUUGUGACUUUAUUGGUAAAACAACAAACCUAACAAAACAAACAGAAAGGAUCCUUUUCAACUGUUAAUAACCCUAUCAUCACCCAACAUGCUCAAAUUAUUUAACUUUAAUGGCUGAAUCUCUUGCAAAAAACGCACACAAUUACACAAUUUUUUUUUCAAAUAGGCCUACUAGGCCUACUAAUCUUUUUUAUAUAUUUUGCUUACCUUAGAUAUGAUUUACUAUCUUGAUUAUUCAUGCCCUGUUGCGCAAACACUUUGUUCUAUGUGCCCUUGUGUGUCCCUGACUACAGGUUUAAUGUUUCUCCCUUUUUCAGAUGUUCCAAAUAAAUCAACAGUGAUUUAAAUAUAUAAAUGUAUAUAAAGUGAAACGAAAAGUGUAUCAUGUUGUGUUGAAACUCUAUAGAUUUUCCUCCUGUACUACCCCACACCACUAUUUUAAAGUAUUUAUUUUGGGUGAACAUUUUCCAAUCUGUUAAGGCGGUGUCUGUGUUGCACACAUGAUGUAAUGCAGGGGUGGGGAACCCUGUCUCGAGGGCCAUUUAAUGGCCUUGAGACCGUCUUAUCCGCCCCCCGAUAUAAUUUUAAUGUUAUGCAGCUUCACAUGAGAUAUGACGUUUUGUAAAGGAACCUUAGAAAUUAUAUUUGCAAUACAAUUACGUUAUAUUUCAGCUAGGGGACCUAGUGAAGUUGGGGUCCGUUGUAAAGGUGGCUGCCCUCAAUAUAGGACUAGAGUGCAAGGGGAAAUCCUGGUUUGCAUUCAUAGUUAGAGGACUUUUAUGGCCCUUAGAGGAAUUUGAAGAGGCCUCUCAAAUGAAAAAGGUUCCCCACCCCUGAUGUAAUGGGUGAAUAUCAAU